Molecule: messenger RNA, 983 nt
Organism: Ipomoea nil (Japanese morning glory)
Lineage: Eukaryota; Viridiplantae; Streptophyta; Magnoliopsida; Solanales; Convolvulaceae
Product: ubiquitin-conjugating enzyme E2 7
Exons: 6
Coding region: 243-755 (170 amino acids)
Biological process (GO): ubiquitin-dependent protein catabolic process; protein polyubiquitination
Molecular function (GO): ubiquitin conjugating enzyme activity
Source: RefSeq, a predicted model, not a curated record
AACAUUUGACUCCAAACACACCAAGUACAGGGAAUUGGAAACUCUUUUUCCCCCCCUUGGUUUCUAAACCAUUGUAUGUGGUUGUGGGCAUGAUCAUCGUUAUCUUAUAAGGCAAUUGCGCCGCUAAUACCCUAUUACAACCCUUAUAAAUCUCUGAUUCUCUAUUCCUUCCACCCGCUUUAUCUAGAACUUUCUUCCCCAAUCUUCAAAAUAUCGUCUUCUCCCUCCUCUGUAGCUCUCUGAUGGCUUCCUCUUCUCCUUCCCAAGCUAUUCUCCUCUUGCAGAAGCAGCUUAAAGAUCUCUGUAAGAACCCUGUUGAUGGGUUUUCUGCUGGGUUGGUCGACGAAAACAACCUUUUUGAAUGGAGUGUUACCAUUAUUGGACCACCUGAUACCUUAUAUGAAGGGGGGUUUUUCAAUGCCAUUAUGAGUUUUCCGCAAAAUUAUCCAAAUAGUCCUCCAACAGUCAAAUUUACCUCGGAAUUAUGGCAUCCUAAUGUAUACUCGGAUGGCAAGGUUUGCAUCUCUAUUCUUCACCCUCCGGGUGAUGAUCCAAACGGUUAUGAGCUUGCUAGCGAGCGCUGGUCUCCUGUCCACACGGUGGAGAGUAUCGUUCUAAGCAUCAUAUCAAUGCUUUCAAGUCCUAACGACGAGUCACCUGCAAACGUGGAAGCUGCUAAAGAAUGGAGGGAAAACCGCGAUGAAUUCAGGAAAAAGGUGAGUCGAUGUGUAAGGCGGUCGCAAGAAAUGAUGUAAGCUAGGGUGGUGGGAUUGAUGGAGGGAGGAGGAAGCAAACUACUAGUCUUGUGGUUUUUAUGGCUUAGUGAGGAAGUGGGAAGGGAUUCUGUCUCUCUUUUUGGCUGUGGAAUUGGUCUAAAUUCUGUGUGUCAACCCUCUUCUUCUUUUUGUCAUCUUUAACAGUUUGUUAACUUCUAAAGGUGAUUUUUAUCAUUUUCCCAUUAAUAUCAAAUUUAUUUGCAAUCU